This is a messenger RNA of Aureococcus anophagefferens, 663 nucleotides long. RefSeq lists its product as hypothetical. Gene Ontology annotation, molecular function: calcium ion binding. The record is from RefSeq and is a predicted model, not a curated record. Lineage: Eukaryota; Pelagophyceae; Pelagomonadales; Pelagomonadaceae. The annotation marks the transcript as partial. The transcript has a single exon.
AUGGAGGCCGUGUGGCGGCCCCGGGGCGCCGCCGUGUCGUCGCGGAAGCGCGCCGCGCGGCCGCUCGGCGACGCGUCGGCGCGCGCGGCCGCCGCGGCCGCGCGGCCCGCGGAGCGCGCGCUGGACUCGCUGCGGGCGGCGCUCAAGAAGCGGGGCGUGCGGGGCAUCGUCGCCCUCGCGCGCAACUUCCGCAUCGCCGACCGGGACCGCUCCGGCGCGCUAAGGGAAGUGGAGUUCGAGCGGUCCGUCAAAAACUCGCAGAGCGGCCUCGACAGCUCCGACAUCAGCGCCCUCUUCGCCUACUUCGACGCGGACCGGUCCGGCGAGGUCGACUACGACGAGUUCCUCGCCGCGAUCCGGGGCCCGCCGAACGCGCGGCGCCAGGCCAUGGUCGCCGAGGCCUUUUCCGUGCUCGACGCGGACGGCUCGGGCGUCGUCGAGCCGUCGGACAUCGUGUCGCGCUUCGACGCCUCGAAGCACCCGGACGUGAAGAAGGGGGCGCGCACGCCCGACGAGGUCAUGCGCGAGUUCCUGGACACCUUCGACGUCGGCGGCGUCGUCGACGGCAAGGUGACGAAGGACGAGUUCCUCAACUACUACCACAACGUGUCCUGCUCCAUCGACGACGACGACUACUUCGAACUGAUGAUCCGCAACGCCUGG